Porites lobata is the source of this 7801-nucleotide messenger RNA. The record is from the annotation of a GenBank genome assembly. Lineage: Eukaryota; Metazoa; Cnidaria; Anthozoa; Scleractinia; Poritidae.
GUAAAAUAGAAAGCGAACUGAAAUCGCCGAGAAAACCACUUGUUCGAGGCGUCGGAGUUGAUUCCGGCAACCUUCAUCGGACGUGCCGGAAAAAAAUAUUUUUUAUCGUUAAAACUGAAAUAUAUUUACGAAAAAUAGUUUUCUUACGACCUGCCAAGAAAUACUUGUAUUUUUUUCCUCGCAUGUGAGUCACCAUUCAUUCAUCGUUCGAACAUUCUGUCAACUAUUGAUUCUAAAGAGCAUAGAAGACUGUUUUGUUGGAGACAGCGAAGCAGACCUUUAAUGAACUUGCAUCAAAUAGAAAAAAGAAAUGAUUGCCAAGAAGAGUAGCAUCGGGUCAACUUCUAGCCCUAAAGCGAAGCCGUCAACUACAUCUUCAUGGCCUCUGCCAAGUUUACGACUGGUGAUAGUGUGUGUUUCACUGGCUGUAACACUCACCAUGUCAGCGAUGAUUAUUUUCGUAGAUGUCCGCGCACCGACGUUGGCUGAUAUUUUUCUGUCUACUAUGUAUUUUCCUCUAGGUCAAGGAUUGCAGCUUAAAGCUCGGCGCUGGUCAAAUAACAAGACUGAGUGCUUGCAAUUUUUUAAGACGAGAGACGAAAAUUUCAGGCGAUUUGACGGGUUACAGUGCGGUCAUGCAUUUUGGUUGAGUACUGCGAAUAUAGAAGAAAAAGACCGCUACGUGAAAAAGAUUGCGACUCAUUAUAAACUGUUCGAGAGGGAGUCGCUGGCUAGCAAGUAUUUCACCGAAUAUUGGCACGAAAAAUCCAAGGAUCCGUUACCAACAAGUUUUUAUAAUGAGGAAACUGAGAACGCUCCUAGGGCUGGCAAUGAAUUUCGCGCUUUUCGCUGGGAUCCCCUUGUUCCACUGCCAGCAGAGUUUUCAUCGACUACAGGAGAUAACCCUUGGAUCCAUAGGGCCAUGGCUACAUCUCGUCACAUAAUUUAUAUUUUCAGGUGAGAUACAUAAGGUUAGAACUUUAAAGGUCUCAAGGGAAUCAUUAGAUGCAAAAGGCGUCUGUAUUAAUGAUAAUCACAAGGGACUGGUUCGGUUUGAUGUAUACUUUGUUGUACAAUCGGAGGGUAAGUCGUUCGGUCAAAUAUAUUUUAAUUCCCCGGAUACGUGCUUGCGGCAAUUUUUGAUACCUGUUCAAUAUUAAAACCAUAUGGACUAAGUCUAUUACUUUUUUGCUCUCUCGGUGCCUUUUUGGAUCUGAGUUUUUGCCAUUCGACAUACGCCCAUUAUACACUUAAAGAUUUCGUAAGUCUACGGUUGCAGUAGUGGCUUUUAGGCUGGCAGUUAAAAAAUCAUCCAAAAAAAAUACUGUAUUAAAAAACAACAAAAAAAAAGUUCGACAGCAUUUAAAUGUGGAACUUCGGAGCAGAGGCAGUAUGUUCAUAUUGUACUUAAACUCAAUAUCCGGUAGUUUUUGACAAUUUUAUACUUUAUUGUCGGUUGGCAUGCGCUUUGAACAAAGAGCUGUCAAAUUACUCGAAUUUUGGACAUUGUCUCUAAUUGAACGGUUCAGAAUUGCUAAGUUGUCAAGAAACCACUUAAAAUGUUGUGUAACGAUCGCUUUUUUGACAUGGAUUUUGAGGAAUAGAUAUUAAAUGUUAAACUGCGCUGAAAAUAAUUACUUUUGUUUUGUUUAUACUGUUAGUGCUCACUUUGCUCUUGAUUAAAUAAGGCAAGGUUUUAAAAACACUUACUUUACUUGAAACUGAAAUAUCUCUGUCAAUAAAUGAGAAACAAUAUCCAAUUUUUACUGAACUUUUUUAACAAAACCAUUAAGAUUAAUAUUACUUUUUAGGAGAUAUUAGAGGACUAACCCUAACUCAUUUUAGAGGAAGAAAGCAGGACCUUGUAUCGAUCUUUUUAAUUUGGGGGUGGUUGCCAGUAAGUCGGUAUUUAUAUUUCCGCACAACAUAUGCCAGCUUAAUUGAUUGGGAUAAUUAAAAAAAACAAACGAUAUUUGUGCAAAUUAAACCAAAAUGAGAAUACUCACACUAUGUCUUGGCAAAACUUGUUAUUUCUGUGCAAACAUUUUCAGGUUUGUGUCAAGUUAUCAACUGUUCUUUAAAAGUUUUACAGCGAUAUCAAAUCUAAACACCAUUUUAGUAGUACCUAAUAGCACAAAUAUCCCCAAAGAACUGUCAGCUGCAAAAGCGAUCUAAUCUUUCGUUGCUGUUGACUGAAAUAUGGGUCAACAACAGACGCAGCACAGUUUGAUGGCAAUACCAAAAGUGUUUAAUUCUCUGAAUUCUACAGGUUACACAUCUCAACAUCAUGCGAUUCCCCGAAAACACGAGUCAUUUAAUUUGUUUCUUAGUCCUCAACUUGUUUUUUUCUUGUUGAAACAUUUUUUUCGUGGUAGUGCAACCAAAAGUAGGGCAUGUAAAUUAGCGCCGCAGCGAAUUAACAUUUUCAUUGCUUUGUUCAAACUGGUGAUAUAUCGUUUGACAUACACAAGGUUUCUCAGUACCAGGCAAAUACGAUUGAUUAAAAAACCAGAGCGCAAAGAGGGUAACUGCAAUUAAAGGAAACUUUCUUCAUAUUAAAAUAGGUGACUAUACCAAUAAACUGGCUUUCACAAUACCGUCCGAUUUUCUAUAAAAAAACCCCAAACAUUUUGACUUAUUCAAUUAAGAGAAAGCAAAUAAAAAGGAAGGAACUAAUUGUUAUGUUGGGUAGAAAAUGCACAAAUAAUCAGGACCUCUCUUAUAAGUCAGUCUUGUUCGUACUUUUUAAUCCAUUAACCUUCAUUUACAGCUUGCACACAUUAUCAAUUUUUAAACGGAAAUUAAGUUAUUCUCUUGUGUUAAAACUGAAACAACUUUCAAUAAAACAACCCAUCAAAAUACGCAAUAUUUGAAAUAUAGGAGGCGUUAAUGACAAUCAAUAAUAUUCAACACUCCCACGCCCUUCGAAUAUUUAAAGACACUUUGUCGAUAGCAUAAAGAGCAAAAAACUAGCAAAUGAAUAAAUAAGUAAAAAUAAUAAUGAUGAUGAUGAUAAUGAUGAUGAUGGCGAUCACACUAAUGAUAGCAUUUACAUUACUUUAUAACAUUUGAACAUGAUCAAUGAAAUUUAUCAUAAGAUGACCAACUAAUUCUGAAUGGAAUAAUAUUGAAUGGAAUCAGGGAAGAAAUGAACACCAGAAUGCAAAUUUUCCACGUUCUUCGCUCAAGCAAAGAAUCAGUUAAUCAAAAUCAUUCAGGCACAUAGGCGUACUGGCCGCGGGGGCGGCCAAAACGCCCAAAGUUUGGGCAACUCAGAUUUUUUGGGCAGCAAGAGAAAACUUGGGCAAAGCCAAUUUUUAAAGACGUUUCCAUGUUUUUUAUUAUAAUAUAUUUUGAAGACACAAAUAUUUUCUAUUUUAACCAGAAGUUGGCGUAAUAAUUCACACGAGAGAGUGGUUGCCAAGCACGUGAUGAGUUUCUGGUUAUAAGGGAAGGGUAUCAUAUGCUGAAUUUUUUUGUUGUUGUUGGGCACUGUACUUCACUGUACUAGCUGGAGUGGGCUAUUUCCAGUCAUGAAUUGAUUAGAAUAAACUUCCGCAUAACUUUCUAGAAUCACCUCCGCUCCUAGAACAGUGUGUGGCAGAACACGCAUCAGCAAUGGGUCUGAAAGUGAAGUGGCUGACUAAUUUUCAGUUUGAAUUACGAGAAGAAUCAUAAUUUUCUUGAAAAAAUCUAUCGAGGGUUUAAAAAUUAUUCACUAAUUUGUUUAAGUAGACCGAAAUGUUUACGAAACUCCUAACAAGAUCGAGCGCUAAUCAAAUCCUUCCUUAUUAGCAAUUGGCAGGAGCUAUCUCCAUGAUCUUUCAUACACGUUUUUAAUAAGAUUGAAACUCCGUUUUCUAAACAUCAAGAUUUUCCUUUUUUACCUUAUUUCUAACAAUAAAAACUUCAUCCCAAAAUAUCUCGAUAACGCUCUUACAGUUCCGUUUUAACUUCACGAACAUCGAGGCGACUAUUAGAGGAAAGAGCUUCCCUGAACGAUUUUGUAAGAACAGUUCCCAGUGACAAAUAUUGCUGCAAGUAUAAUAGGUAAUGGCGUCAUUUCGUUGCUAUGACAGCUCCGAUGUCAGUGCAAUCCUGAUCAUGACAAAUUUCCCUCUUUAUCUAAUACAACAGUGGCAAUUCUUUCCAAAUGCUUGUUUGUGGCGACGUAGUUCUAACUUGGCAGGUAUUGACUCUGAAAAACUGUAUCGAGCCACUUUCAUAUGCCAGUACGGCCUAUUUUGUUGCAUGGCCCUAGUUUCCUUUCGACUGUUUUGUAAAAAUUUGGGCAACUUGCAAGAAUUUUUUGGGCAAAUGGAUUACCGCUCCCCCUGGCAAAAAAUUGCCCGUACGCCUAUGUUCAGGUAGUCAAAUGAUAAAUGAAUAAACAAAUAAUCAUAUAAAGAAAUGAGUCAGCCAGGCAGUUUAUCAAUUAGUCAAUUAAUUAAUCAGUCAGUCAAUCAGCAAUCAAUCAGUAAGGAAGUCAGUUAAUUAAUACGUAUGUUUAAGUAUUGUUUAAGUUGUUUAAGUAAAAGGAGCAUACUACUUAUUGUUUUUAAAAAUGUACUUUUCCCACUUUUAAAGUUGCUGUCAGUAAAGCAGGGCAUAUAAAAGUAAGAUACUAGUCGGUCUGGUCUUCUUGUCCUACCCUUUAACCCAAUAUUUUGCCCUAACGGUCGCUAUAGCCGUCACCUUGGGAAUAAUCAAACAUAUUGCUGGGGUAGUUAUAUCUCAACAUCCUCAGAAGUUUAUUUAAGAAGCUUCAACGCCUAUUUAAGGCUUCUGACACUUUUAAUGUUUUUCUCAAGUUUUGAUAAAGAUGGCUGGCAGUCAUCGAAACUGUCAGCAUCAUUAAGACGUUAAGACUGGCUAUGUUUUAAGAACAUUUAAAUCGAUUUAUCAACUUCACUAGCCUGAUGAAUUUCUUCAAGAGUAUAUCUCAACGUGUUUCCUUGACAGAAAAGUUUUAAUGCUAUCUUUUGUAUUCCAGGCAACGUCGUGUUUUUGCCCGACUAUUAGUACAGGGGUUUAAUAACAGUAAAGACCCCAGACUUGGGGUAGAGUUUGCUGGAAGGUAAGGCAAAAAUCUUUGCUCUAUCAUUUUUACGAAGCCGAUUUCAUAUCUGAAGUCCCAAAGUGUCCCUAAAUAACCUAAGCCUUUGAAACAUAAAAUAUUGGAUCAAUGAGUCCUGGACUGUCCGCCAUUGUAGUAUUCUUAAAGUAACAACGGUGAAAUACUUUUAAAAGCGCAAAGGUUCUCUUGGCUUUCUGCAAAAAGUAUGUCCAAAUUACAUGCCAUAACGUUCCUUGAAAAUGCAUUUGAUACAAGGCUGAUGUCAACGUAUUAUGCCAACAUAGCUUUUAGAACCGUAUCAUCUCAUCCCAGUAUUUAACUACUACUAGGAGAUAAAGUACGUGUUAACGCAAAGUGAUUAAGUAAAGGUCCAGAUAAAAAGGAAAGAACCAAACACAAUGAACACGUCGGAAUGUAAAAAGGUACUACUGUACUAUUGUCUCUACUACACUUCUGAUUGGUUUAAACAUCAAAUUUUCCCAAGCAGCAUGUAUAUUAAUCCCUUGUUUUCUAAGCAACUGCCUCAUAACAAAAUCUCGUCCAACUAACACAGAAAUCCUACGUGAGGAACAUAUAAAACUGUAAACUUUUCUUGGCUGUUGUUUGCAACUCUUAUGAUUGGUCGGAAUCUUUUGACACACACAAAAAAACACCCGUUUAUUUCGUAAACAACCUAGGUUUACUACGUAGGCUUAUGCAUUCUCUGUGUGAAAAUGAAAACAAUCCUAUGUGAGGAAAGUGCAUUGCGCCCCGCGUAACAAAAGAAACUGUUCAGGGUCUUUCCCGUAUCAUAAAUUAAAAUCACCUAAGUGAUAACGUUCGUUUCUUAACACUGCGUUUUAUAUCAGGCUUUCGUCUCUUAUGUUAAACUAUUAUGUCAAAGUAGCUUAACUGUAUCAUCCUAUCGCAGUAUCUUACUACUACAAAAUUAAUAGGGAAAAAAGGAUAACCUAUGAGGUGAUUGUUUGGUUAGACAAAACAAAACAAAACAAAUGAAUCACUAUUGAGAGCUAGAAUAAUAAUCUUGCUGAUGAUAUUUGUUAUAAUGUUUAAAAUAAAACUGAUUGUCACCUUGUUCUUUCUCAGGUUGGCAGGUGUUAUGGCAGAGCUGAUAGAAGAGAAUGAACCCACCCCCUUGCGGAAGUUUUUACUGAAUGUACAGUGGGGUAUACGGUACAUUAUACGAGCCACACCCCUUCUAUGCGCGCAUAAAUGUGAGUAUUUACAUUCACUCGACUUAAAAUUUCAUUUACAAAAUAAAGUUCAAAAUAAAUUAAUGUAUCCCUAGCCGGAAUACGAAGUGUACAUAAAUGUAGGAAUAAAAUCAUCAUCUAUAACACCCUGUUUAGACUGAUAAAAAUUACCAAAAUCCUUAAAAACGAGUCUAUCGUUUUUAGGAGACUAGGCGUAUAAAGGAUCAUUGCCUGGUUAAAAAUAUAUAUUUAUAAUACUUAGAAAUAAUUCAUGCGUAGGGUCUAUUUUUAAUUACACUGUACAGUCAAUGUUUGUUCCUGUGGAGAAAGCUAUGUAAGACCGAGUUAUGAAGAGCAACAAAUAAACGUAAGUUCUUUAUUUCAUUGAUAAUUAUGUCUUUUGAUUACAGUGUCUACUGCUCUGUCUAUUUUGUCACAUUGGACCAGUGAGCUUCUAAACUGCACUUGGUCCUCACUGCGCAUGUCACUAACUUCCCAGUUGUUUGCCUGCUGGAGGCAUUUGAAUGGUAAGCAUACUUAUGUCAGAUACAGUACAUGCUUUACGCAUUUCUCAUCGAGUCAGUGGCUGAUUGCCUAAAACGGGCUGGCCAAGUUUGCCGAUGUUAUCGACUGUUUAUCCCGAUAAUUAAAACAUGAAGACAGCCAGCCCUGACCGGAGCCACCAUAUGUUUGCCGACAGAUUGUGUGUUACCCGCUGUUGUUUUGCUGGUUUGGUUCUCCAAGCUGGCCUGGUAACUGAGCAUGAUUACAGUCUCAGCCCGGUUAGACUGGAUACCGGCAUCACGAUACUCAGGGAUCUAACCGGGUCUCGGCUCAGCCGUCAUGUUAUCACAAAGUUGAUCUUUGUAAUAUUUACUUUUAAAAAUAAUGUGACGAGAUAUCGACAAACAGUAAACCGGCCCAGCCCAGCUCAUGUAAUCAGUCCCUUAUAAUGCACACGAUAUAACUAUUCUUGGUCAGCACAAUCAAGCCAAAAGAGAACCAUCCGCUUAUGGCUCGGUCAUGUUUUUCCAAGCUUUUCCUUUGCUUUUUGAAAUUCUUGCUUUUCCAUACUUGUUUAAUAAUGCACCAUAUUAAUAAUUUGUCUAGGAUCAAGUUUGGGAGACCUGCACUUCUUUGGUGUAGCAAUGUUGCUCUUAUUUCUUCAUAAACUACACAUGGUUCUUACGGUAAGAACAUCUUAGUUUUAAAUAUUGAGAGACCAAAGAAAGGUGGCUCUCUUUAAUGUUUAAGCUUUUAUUGGCAGCAUUCGAAAAAAGAAGCUUCUUUAUUUAUUUCAAAACGUAUUUGACUGGAAAGAGGCAUCUCUUUUUCAAAGGUUGUUUUCUUUUGUUUAAUUUUCAGCCAUAUGAUCAGAUGGACUUUUCUCAAGUGAGGUGUCAGAGUAUGUUGAUGUCCGCCAUCGAACGUGCUCGAAGACAAAACUUGCUCAAUCAGGAUUUGUUCUUACAGCCAAGCUAAUUUAUUCUUUAACAGAAGUAAAAAUGUCUUUGAUACCUGAAAAGAGAGG